Mercenaria mercenaria is the source of this 1328-nucleotide messenger RNA. RefSeq names its product amiloride-sensitive sodium channel subunit beta-like. The record is from RefSeq and is a predicted model, not a curated record. The coding region runs from base 291 to 1328 and encodes 345 amino acids. Gene Ontology annotation, biological process: sodium ion transmembrane transport. The transcript has 4 exons. NCBI's taxonomy places the organism in Eukaryota, Metazoa, Mollusca, Bivalvia, Venerida, Veneridae. Gene Ontology annotation, cellular component: membrane. Gene Ontology annotation, molecular function: ligand-gated sodium channel activity.
AGUAAACGAUUUGUGAUUAAACAACUUCCAUAUUUAACACUAAUAUAGCUGACAAAUUUACAAAAUUAACACAUAAGUACAAGUGAAAAAAAAACUCAACUGUUUUGGAAGUUUGAAACCGUGUAAUUUCAUUUGUAACAAGAGAGGCGAAAAACGGGCACCUCUUUUCAAUAGGCGCUUGCUUGUACACAUUGUUUUCUGAAUAUCUACGUACGAACACUACUAGUACUGUACUGAACACAGUCUGUCUAGUAAAAAUGAAAUAGUAUAUGUUAUAAAAAUAUUUAAAGAUGGAUGCGGACAAUAAGAAAAGAUCGUUUCCGGAAGUUCUAAGGGAGUUGAUGGAGUCGAGUACUGUCCAUGGUAUUCCGAAAAUAGCGUCCUCCCGCCAGGUGGCGGUAAAGGUCAUGUGGUGUAUUCUCAUGAUCGCGGGAUUUUGUGUUUUAACCUUUCAGCUUGUGGCGUUAUUCAGGACAUUUCAGUCUCAUCCUGUGCAGACAACAGUGUCACUGGAUUUCAGUACACUUCGGUUUCCCGCCAUUUCUUUCUGCAACAUGAAUCCAGUUAGAAAGUCCAAGAUUGGUAUGUCACAACAGCUGAGGGAUACAGUGUUUCCAAAGAAACAGAAGUAUACAUUAGCUCCGACGGAAACUCCUACAGAAACAGACGAGACAAAAGCGCGCAAAAAGAGACAACUUGAUCUACCAGACGCUUCAGCUUCAGCAGUGUCGGUUGACGUUUCUCUCCUUGAAACAAACGACACAGAAAAUAUUCCCUACUCCGGCGAUUACGAGAUGAUAGAUGAAGAAUCUGAUAUUUAUAAUGCAAAUAAAACUGUCAGAGACGUUUCAAACACAACUGUAUCCGGUCUCUUAAAAGAAACCGUCAGUGGUGCUGCGAAUGAAACUUUUACUGAUGAAGCUGGUGAAGCCGUCACAGUUGCUUUAGAUGAAACUUUUACAGAUGAAACUGGUGAAACCGUGACAGUUGAUUCGAAUGAAACUUCUACCGAAUCGUCCUAUGAAAGCUCGACUUAUUCUUCGUUUUAUUAUAACUAUGACGAACAUUAUACAUGGGACCUCUUCGACUACCACGGAAAGGAAGAAGGCAGUUUUAAUCUUACAGCUUCGAAUAUAACGUAUGAAUAUGUAGACAUUACACUUUCUGAACAUUAUCAGGACCCCAAGGACAAGUGGGAGUUGGUGAUAACAAAGUUCAAGACCGCGUACAGAAAUGUUUCAGUAGCGAAAAGGAAGCGUAUGGGACACCAAAGAGAAGAUUUCAUACAAUACGCAUCAUUUGCUACACGGGAACAGAAUGUGUCGUAA